AUGGAGAAUUUCUUUCAACGAACAGAACGAAUAGACUCAGAAGCCUCUGUGGAGAGUUUGUCGUUACAAAAAUGGCGGAUGGCGAAUGUUAUUUUGAACCCUGAUCUAUCUACAAGGAAUGGAAGAAGAAUCCAACUUAUCAAACUCCUCACACUUCUUUUAAUUCCUUUACUGGCCCUCACCGCACAAUCUAUCGUCAACUUAUUUAAUGCUCAGAAGAAGAACACAUGGGCGAGUAACGAAUACAACUCUGUCCUUAUUCUCGCUGAUGUCAGCAAAGUGAUCGAGGCACUCCAAGUAGAACGUGGACUUACAUCCAUGUACAUAGAGUCUUACGAUACUGACAUUUUUCAAAAGAUGUAUGCUCAUUAUCUCAUUACCGAUCAUUCCAUAAAUUCUGUUACCGAGUGGCCCGAUACCUCAGAUGAUUUUCCGUUUGAUAACGUACUGGACUUCAAAACUGUGCUCCAAGACAGACGGGCCACUGUGUCGCGAUUUGGAACUCGCACUACAGUACGAAAGGAACUGAACUUCUAUACAAUGGUAAUUGGUAACAUAACGGACUGGAUUAUGUCUACAAUUUACGAUCCCGAUGAAGCAACCUACGAUGAAGAUACCACUGAGUGGCAAAAUGAUAUCGCCGUCGGUUAUUUGCUAGAUAUCCAAGACCGAAUAGGGAUACAACGAGCACUUGGAUCGGUUUAUUUUAUAAAUGGUCGACUGAAUGAAAACAACUUUCAAUAUUUUCUUGAAAAUAAUGCUUUGUCAGAAUUUUACAUGAACAAAGUUAGGGAAUUGGAUGCCGAUCUGAAUUCAUUUUACGAAGAGCAGUGGGUACUUCCCGGGUACGAAGCACGUUUAGAAAACAUGACAGCAGAAAUUACAGAGCGUCGUUCGGAUUUAGGAUCACAGCGCUACAAAGCACUGGUUUGGUUUUCGAACAAAACGUACCAAAUCGAGACAUUGGGUAGCAUGAGGGAUAUGGUACUUGCGGACCAUCUUGAGGACCUAAAGCUUGGAUUUAACAAUGCCAAUGACGCGAUGAUUCGUGAAAUCAUUACCCUUCUUGUAAUCGUAUGCAUCAUUCCAACUCUAACCUUUAUGUUUUACAAAGCUACAUCUGGCAUUACGAAUUACACAAAAGAGCUAGAAACACAAAAGAAGCAGCUCAAAAAAGAGAAACGGAAAACUGAGUAUUUACUGUUUCAAAUGAUACCAAGAAUUGUAGCGAUGAGAUUAAAGCGACGAAAGAACGAUAAGCGGAUCAUCGCCGAGAAAUUCGGGAGUGUGUCGGUGUACUUCAGUAAUGUUGUUGGCUUCACCGAUCUCUCAUCGUCUCUCCCUCCUAGACAGGUGGUGAAUCUUCUCAACACUGUCUAUACAUUUCUCGAUGAGAGGAUCGAGUGUUAUGACGUGUAUAAGGUAGAGACAAUCAAUGAUGUUUACAUGGUCGCAAGUGGUCUACCGCACAGGAAUGGUGAUCGACAUACUCUGGAGAUAGCUCUUCUGGCACUUGAUGUAAUCUACAGGGUCAAGAGAGUUGCUGUAUCCGAUCUACCAGGUAUGGAGAUCCAACUACAGGUCGGCAUGCAUACAGGCCCAGUGGUAGCAGGAAUUGUUGGAAACAGAAUGCCAAGGUAUUGCCUAUUUGGUGAUACCGUUAAUACAGCUGCAAGAAUGCAAACAAGCGGAGAGCCACAGAAAAUCCACAUAUCUCACGCUAUGCAUUCGGCCCUUGAGAGAACCGGCAAGUUUAUUACAGAGGAGAGAGGCAUGACACACAUUAAGGGUAAGGGGAAUAUGAUGACUCAUUGGCUUAUCGGAAAGAACAGAACCCCGAAGAGUUUAACUGUGGUUGAUGUCCUACCACAAUACGAUGGCCCUAUAUGAUGCCCGGACACACUUACAUUGAUGUCAUCUUGCAAUAUGAUUGAAUGUGACAAUGUGAAUGACACAAUACAUUGAACUAAUUUGUUACAUUGCCACUAUCAGAGAAGUUAUAUUCGCCUGAGCAAAAUACAGUAACUUUGAAACACUAUUCCAAAUAUAAAAGUAAUUUAAAACGCUUCGGACGAUUUUUGCAGUCGGUCAACUAAAAAAACAACUAAUACUAACACACAAGCGUUUUAAAUUGGUUUUAAUUGAGUAAAUAC
Messenger RNA from Owenia fusiformis, 2153 nucleotides. NCBI's taxonomy places the organism in Eukaryota, Metazoa, Annelida, Polychaeta, Sabellida, Oweniidae. The record is from the annotation of a GenBank genome assembly.